Messenger RNA from Rhopalosiphum maidis (corn leaf aphid), 372 nucleotides. RefSeq names its product protein GVQW3-like. Lineage: Eukaryota; Metazoa; Arthropoda; Insecta; Hemiptera; Aphididae. The record is from RefSeq and is a predicted model, not a curated record. Bases 1 to 372 code for a protein of 123 amino acids. The transcript has a single exon.
AUGAGUGAACGUCAAGUGCCGACUGCCGUUGCGCAACGUAUUAUCAUUCGUUUUUUAGUGGGAGAAGACGUUAAAAACACGGAUAUUUUUGUGCGUUUGCAAAAGCAGUUCGGUAGUGAGUGCCUGAGUAGGGCUGCCGUGUUUAAAUGGGCCAAAGCAUUCAAGGAUGGCCGCAAAACCGUCGAGAAUGAGCCACAUGAUCGUCGACCGCGAACCAGCGUCACACCAGACAACAUUCGCCGUGUAGAACAACUCAUUUUGGAGGACCGUAGGAUGAAUGUUCGAGACAUUUCGGCUGAAGUCGGCAUCAGUAUUGGUAGUGUAGAGUCUAUCAUCCACGAACAUCUUCAAUAUCUCAAAAUAACGGCGUGA